This is a messenger RNA of Linum tenue, 166 nucleotides long. The record is from the annotation of a GenBank genome assembly. Lineage: Eukaryota; Viridiplantae; Streptophyta; Magnoliopsida; Malpighiales; Linaceae.
AUGUUGGAGACUGCUUUUAUUUUGGUUCAAAGAAUAUGUUCAUCGAUAUGGUUAAGAAGAGUGUACCUUGGAGACGGAAUGCCCAAGGGCAGUUCUUCCUCCUCUUCUUCACUGAAAAAUUCUUGUCCGGGCGCAAAAGGAAUACAACUCCAAAAAUACAACUAAG